AUGCUCAAGAAUCUCCUUGAUGCCUGUGGAGCGGCCAUUGCCUACUUUUGUGUCGGGUAUGCCUUUGCUUUCGGUGGAGACAAAUCCAGCCGGAGCGGGCACGAUGAUACCACUGCUGGAACUACCUUUAUCGGUCUGGACAACUUCUUUGGAUUAGGCCUUACCGAUCUGUCAUUCUUCUUCUUUCAGUAUACCUUCACUGCAGCUUCAGUAACGAUUGUGGCAGGAACUCUUGCUGAGCGAUGUCAAAUGACUGCCUACCUCUUCUAUAGCUUCUUCUUGACAGGAUUCGUUUAUCCUGUUGCUGCUCACGCCUUUUGGUCGACGUCUGGCUUCCUCAGCAGCUCCAACGCCGACCCUUUCAUGGGUAUUGGGACCGUGGAUUUCAGUGGAAGUGGUGUGAUCCACAUGACAGGAGGAACAACUGCACUCAUUGCGACUUACAUUCUGGGGUCACGCCGCGGUCGCUUUUUCGAUAUGACUACUGGUGCCCCGUUGGAGACGCCAAAAGCAUUCCCAGGACACAGCGUUUCGCUACAAAUGCUGGGCAGCUUCAUCCUUUGGUUCGGAUGGUUUGGAUUCAACCCUGGAUCUGCUUUACUGCUCGAGGGAAAUCCUUAUCAAGCUCAAAUUGGUGCCUUGUGCGCUGUGAAUACAUUCUUGGCGUCAGCUGGUGGAGGAGUCACGGCUCUCUUUGUCAAAAUGUUCUGGAAGCAACGGUCCUCUGGGGAAUAUUCCUUUGAUCUAGUGGCGGCAAUGAAUGGAACUCUUUCAGGCCUGGUAGGGAUCACCGCUGGAUGUGCCACUCUCGAACCUUGGGCUGCUUUGCUCAGUGGAGCCGUGGCUGGCGGGCUCUACUUGUGGGGAUCUGAUUUCUUGAUAAAGCUCAAGUUAGACGAUGCCGUUGAUGCCAUUCCAGUACACAUGAUCUCGGGCUUCUGGGGACUUAUAGCGGUCGGACUGCUUUCCAAGCCUGAGCACAUGCUGCAUGCAUAUGGAGAUGACAGCCACCCAGGCUUGUUUUAUGCCAUUGGACGAAGCGGUGCAGAUGCCAAGCUCAUUGUCUGUCAACUGGUGGGGGCCCUAUUCAUAGUUGGGUGGACCUUUGUCACGAUGUUUCCUUUCUUCUUGUGGCUCAACUACAUGGGAUGGUUUAGAUGUGAGUCUGUCCAAGAACUUGUUGGACUCGACAUAACCUAUGACGGCGAACGAGCCAAUGCCGUCAAACAAGCAGAAGGUUCUGAGGAGGGCGUACGGGAAGAGUAUCUGAAUGCGUACGCACGAUACCGUCAACAAAGACAACCUCAGUCCAGCAGCAAGAAUAGGAGCUCCGUCAACCAUAGCCACAGCAGAGAUCCUUCCAACGAAGGUGAGGAGGAGGAUGGACCUUAA
Seminavis robusta is the source of this 1392-nucleotide messenger RNA. NCBI's taxonomy places the organism in Eukaryota, Bacillariophyta, Bacillariophyceae, Naviculales, Naviculaceae. The record is from the annotation of a GenBank genome assembly.